Messenger RNA from Endocarpon pusillum Z07020, 1233 nucleotides. RefSeq lists its product as uncharacterized. Gene Ontology annotation, biological process: purine nucleobase biosynthetic process. Bases 1 to 1233 code for a protein of 410 amino acids. Lineage: Eukaryota; Fungi; Ascomycota; Eurotiomycetes; Verrucariales; Verrucariaceae. The record is from RefSeq and is a predicted model, not a curated record. The transcript has a single exon. Gene Ontology annotation, molecular function: metal ion binding; ATP binding; phosphoribosylamine-glycine ligase activity.
AUGUCUGUCCAGGCAACGGCGGGACCGCACUCACCUCCACCACCUCCGCCUCCCGACGACUUCACCAGCCUCGUCUCCCACGCCAAGAAACAUGGCAUCAAUCUCGUCGUGCCCGGUCCCGAAGCACCCCUUGUCGCCGGCAUCUGUUCCUACUUCCAGGCGGUGGGCAUCCGCUGUUUUGGGCCCAGCAGAGCGGCGGCGAGGAUGGAGGGAAGUAAAGCGCACGCCAAAGAGUUCAUGCAGAGACAUGGCAUUCCGACCGCUUCAUUCCGGAAUCUGGCCGACUACGACGAGGCGAGGAGGUAUCUGGAUGGGGUGGGGCAUCGAGUAGUGAUCAAGGCGGAUGGAUUGGCGGCGGGAAAGGGGGUCGUGAUUCCCCAGGCCAAGGACGAGGCUCAGAAGGCAUUGAAGGCCAUCAUGCUGGAUCGCCAGUUUGGCACCGCGGGAGACGAGGUGGUGAUUGAGGAGUUCCUGGAAGGCGAAGAGCUGAGCGUACUGACAUUCAGUGACGGCUACACCAUCAAGUCACUGCCUCCCGCACAGGAUCACAAGAGGAUCUUCGACGGCGACACGGGGCCCAAUACAGGAGGCAUGGGCUGCUAUGCCCCCACGAAAGUGGCCUCGAUGGAGCUGAUGGCAGAGAUCAACCGCACCAUCCUUCAGCCCACCAUUGACUGCAUGCGGCGAGAAGGCACCCCGUUUGUCGGCCUGCUCUUCACUGGGCUUAUGAUCACCCCGUCCGGCCCCAAAGUCAUCGAAUACAAUGUCCGCUUCGGCGAUCCCGAAAUCCAAACUCUCCUCCCUCUGCUCAGCAAAGACACCGACCUCGCCCGCGUCAUGCUGGCCUGUACCGAGCAUUGGCUGGACGGAGUCGAGCUGAAGGUCGAACCCAAAUUCUCCGCAACCGUCGUCGCGUCCGCAGAGGGCUAUCCAGGCGCCUACGUCAAACACCGUCCCAUGAGAUUCGACCCCGUCCCAAAAGACACCUACAUCUUCCACGCCGGCACAGAACUCGACAAGAACAAAAAGCUCGUCACAGUAGGCGGCCGCGUCAUCGCCGCAACAGCUACAGCCGCCACUCUCGAAGAAGCCGUCGCCAAAGCCUACCGCGGCAUCAAAACAGUCCACUUUGAAGGGAUGCACUAUCGCACCGAUAUCGCCCACCGCGCUCUCAAGGCCACCACCAUCACCACGCGAGGCGGAAUGGUGGCAUUAUCUCCUUUCCAGAAUUGA